AAAGCCUGCUGUUGUUAACAUCACCCUCAGGAUAUUGCUUUCGGUUGUGUCUGUCUGUCUGAAUGCAGUUAUGACACUUUACCACUGGAGACUGAGAAUGACUCAAGGGGACAAAGCUCUGCUAUCCAUUAUCUUUCUGGCUCCAGGGGCUGUGCGCCAUGGACAGCGGGUGCCAGGACAUGGCCAAGGACGACGAGGAGACGCUCUGGGAGAAUGUGGAGAGCAACCGCAACAUCCUCAGCCGCUACAUCAACCCCAACAAGCUGACGCCGUACCUACGGCAAUGCAAGGUCAUCGACGAGCAAGAUGAGGACGAGGUGCUCAACUCGCACAUGCUGGUGUCCAAGGUCAGCCGGGCAGGCCGGUUGCUGGACAUACUGCACACUAAAGGCCAGCGGGGCUAUGUGGUGUUUCUGGAGAGCCUGGAGUUUUACUACCCUGAUCUCUACAAGCUGAUGACGGGGAAGGAACCCACACGCAGAUUCUCCACCAUUGUCGUGGAGGAGGGUCACGAGGGCUUGACCCAGUUCCUGAUGAACGAGGUCAUCAAGCUGCAGCAGCAGGCCAAAGACAAGGACGUGCAGCGCGUGGCCAUCAUGGGCAAGCACCGCACACUGGAGGACGAGCACAAGAAGCUGCGCCUGGCCAACCAGGAGAUGCAGGCCUUCCAGGAGCGCUACAACAAGAUGAAGGAGGAGCGCAACAACUGCAACGAUGAGCUCAUCAAGGUGAAGGACGACAACUACAACCUGGCCAUGCGCUACGCCCAGCUGAGCGAGGAGAAGAACAUGGCCGUCAUGCGGAGUCGUGACCUGCAGUUAGAGAUUGACCAACUGAAGCACAAGCUCAACAAGGUCGAGGAAGAGUGUAAGAUGGAGAGAAAGCAGUCGCUGAAGCUGAAGACCGACAUUGAAAACCGCCCUCGUAGAGAGCAGAUCUUUGAGCUGGAGAGGGAGAACGAGGUGCUGAAGAUUAAAGUGCAGGAGCUGCAGUCCAUCAUACAGCCGGGGAAGCAGGUCCUGCCGGACUCUGAGAAGGCCAUCCUGGACAUCUUGGAGCACGACAGGCAGGAGGCUCUUGAGGACCGGCAGGAGCUGGUCAACAGGUUGUACAACCUGCACGAGGAGGUUCGGCAGGCCGAGGAACUGAGAGACAAGUACCUGGAGGAGAAAGAAGAUCUGGAGCUGAAGUGCUCCACACUGGUGAAGGACUGUGAGAUGUACAAGAACCGCAUGAACACCAUCACCAUCCAGCUCGAGGAAGUUGAACGAGAGAGAGAUCAGGCUUUUCGCUCGCGGGACGAGUCUCAGAACCAGUUCUCCCAGUGCCUGGUUGAUAAGGACAAGUACCGCAAGCAGAUCCGCGAGCUGGAGGAACGCAGCGAUGAGCUGCACAUCGAGAUUGUCCGCAAAGAGGCCAAGAUCGUCAACCUGGAGUCCAAGCUGAGACGCCUCUCCAAGGACAACGGCUUGGACCAGAGUUUACCUCGAGACAUUCCAUCAACAAUCAUAUCCCAAAACUUUGGCCACCCUAAACGAGAUGGUCAGUUUGAGGACUCGGGUGAUGAGUCACCAGAUGACAACAAAUACUUCCUCUCAGAACCUCGGCUGAAACGGAGGCCAAACCUCAAGGGAAUUCCUUUCUCCAGAGCAAAGUCACCAGUCAGCACACCUAAAACCAUGGAUUUUUCAACUUUAUCAGCCUUCAACACCAAUGGGAAUGGGGAUCUUUCAGAUGCCCCCAGCACCGAUACUAACUCUAUAAAUACCAGUUCCUUCCAUAAUACAAUCACUGGAGAUAUACUCAACAAGCAUCUCCUGCGGUUUCGCAAUGACAGUAUAAUGUCCACAGUCCCUGAACCACCAGGAAAUGACUCUAUUGUCAGAAGGAGCAAGGAAGGGGAACACGACACUCUACCUAGAAGCCUGUGUGACUUUGAGUGUGACAGUGGUGACAACAUGGAACUUUGUGACGAAGACACUGACAGAUUUUCCCAUGGACCUCCUUCAAUCCACUCCUCGUCAUCCUCCCACCAGUCCGAGGGCUUGGAGUUGGACUUGGAACAAGUCAACAACAUCUUCAGAAAGUUCUCCCUGGAAAGACCCUUCCGACCUUCCCUCAACUCCUUCACGAGUGUCAGUAGCUCUUUGCGCCCAGUGCAGGACAUCAGCCUCCCAGGGGACUCCUUUUUGUCUGACGUCAACCUGGUGGGAGGCAAUGCCAGUGGCAUCUUCAUCACCUUCGUCCAGCCAGGGUCUUAUGCAGACAGAGUUGGCCUGAGAGAGGGACACCACCUCCUACUGCUGGAAGGCUGUGUUCACGGGGAGAACCAGAGCAUCCCUCUGGAUACAUGUACUACGGAGGAGGCAAACUGGACUCUGCAGAGAUGCAGUGGACUGAUCAAGCUGCACUUCAGAGCCAACUAUGAUGGUUAUAGGAAGCUACUGAAGGAGGUGGAGGAUGGCACCUUGGUUUCGGGGGAUUCCUUCUACAUCCGCCUGAACUUCAACCUGUUGGGCCAUUGGGACAGCUGCUCCAUGAGCAUGCACUGCGAUGAGAUAGUCCACGUGCUGGACACCAUGCACCAGGGGAGGAGUGAGUGGCUGUGUGCACGGGUUGACCCCUUUGUUGACAAGGACCUGGAAAAAGCCACAAUCCCCAGCUACUCCAGGGCUCAGCAGCUGCUCCUGGUGAAGAUUCAGAGGCUAUGUAGGGGGAGCCGGGAAGAGGCGGAUAGCCUGCGUGGACUCAAGAAUAUGUUACAGCCUGAGGAAACCUUUCCUCCUCCGGACCCCAAAUCCAGCCCAAGAUUGUCCCGCGCAAGCUUCUUCAUUGGCCAGAUCUUACAGUUUGUCAGCAGGACUGAGAACAAGUACAAGCGGAUGAACAGCAAUGAGAAGGUCCGGGUGGUCAACGGGGGGAGCGCUACACUUACCAGGCCUGGGUUUGAAAACUCGGAUGCAGAAAAUGAUCUGAGCAAGAACUUGAACCUGAUCCCGUAUUCUCCAGUGACCCCGCACCACUCUGAGCACAAAAGGCCUGUCCUUUUCGCCCCCAAUAUUCUGGCCAAAACAAUUGUGCAGAAGUUCCUCAAUUCAGGAGGGGCCAUGGAGUUUAACAUAUGCAAACCAGACAUUUUAUCAAAAGAGGAGUUUCUGAACAAACAGAAGAUUGAGCCCAUUAUUUAUUCCAAAGAGAAGCAUGGCAGUAAAUAUGAGUGCAUCACUCCUGAAAAUAUUAAAGCGGUCGCUGCCAAGAACAAACACUGCCUGCUGGAAGCUGGCCUGAGCUGCACCAAAGACUUGCUGAGAAGAGAAAUAUAUCCCAUUAUCAUCUUUAUCAAGGUCUGCGAAAAGAACAUAAAGAAAUUAAGGAGGCUGCAGCUGGUGGACUUAGAAGAUGACUUCCUAAGGACAUGCCGGUUGAAGGAGAAAGAGUUAGACACUCUUCCCUGUCUCUACACUUCCGUGGAACCGGAUUCCUGGAGUGGAGUGGAGGACCUGCUGAAGGUCAUCAAGGAUAAAGUCCUUGAGGAACAGAAGAAGACAGUUUGGGUUGAGCAGGACCUCCUGUAGGGCAUGCUGGGAUCGUUGCCAUGGUGGCGUCCCACUGGUGAAAUGGAACAGUCAAAUAUAAUGACUGAAAUGCAACUUAUCGCUGCUCCCAGAUUUGUUGUCAUCUAUAACGGAGUACGAGCAGUGAACAGAAGUGACAUAUGCAUGUUGUUCUUGAAGAUAUGUGCAGUCGGUGAAGGCUAUGGGAAAAGAUGUCUUUGUCUGGAGAGCAGACCCAGUUAUACUGAAGGCCUCAGAUGAAUAAUGGAGCAGCUAAGGAACAGUGUGGAAUCUUGUGCCUGCGGUGUGUAUCCACUGUGCCUUCCUGCAGCAGCAAUUACAGUGAAAUAUGAAUCUGCCCAUACUGCUGUAUCUGUACCGGCCAGUAAGGCGCAGGUCAGUACACUCAAUGUGAUUUCUGUGGCCUAGCAGAGGAAAUGUUGUCCCAGCUAUUUUCAGAAUUUCAGCUGAAAGAUGAGCAUGUCAGCAGUAUAUUGAGAACACUUUAAUGGCACCUAAUAAAUUAUAAAGAUAAAAUGGAAAAGAAUUUGCAGGGAGCUCCAGUAAUUAAAUGAAGCUCUGGAUAAUACCAUCAAAAAAGGCAUUUCAUUCUGUAGGUAAAUAUACCUAGCCUGAAGCCGCCAUUAAUUGCUAACAUUAUUUUUGCAUUUAUGUCGUCUCUCUGAAUAAUUACCUUCACCUUGCAUUUAUCUUUCAGUUAUGUUAUUUAGUGAUAUUUAUUUUUUAUGUUUUUUUCUUCCCACACGCAUACAUUAUAUACCACAUGAAUGUACAUAUCUACAUGUAAACAGAAACCUUUGUACUACAAUAGUAACACUUGGGAAAAUUAUUCUAAACAUAAUUCAAAAGCAUCAUUGCUCAAAGGUAGAAAAACAUUUACAUUGUAGAUAUUGUAAAAACCAUUUUAAUUCAACAAACAAAUUUUUAAAAAUUAACAGCUAUCUUAUACUAACUUCUUUUUUAUGCAUUAAGGCAUGGCACUACUUUUUAUCUGUUGAAUAUUUACAAUAUGCUGCCACAGGAUUUUCUUUUCUUUUCUUUUUGAGUGUAAUUUUCAUAAUUUGUAUACUCUUGAAGACCGAGUAAACUGAAAUGUAAAUUAGGAAGUGAGCAAUAUUCUUGCCACAGAAGAUUGUGGGUCUCCACUGGUAAUAAAAAGAAAACAAAAACAGAGGAAGAGAGGGCCAAAGUUUUUAUUAAAAUAGUUCUAAAACAUGACUGCAGUAUGUGUACAUCACAUUUGACAGAAUCAUAAGACAAUGAUUUGUACCUAGAAUAAGAGCAUCUCUUAUUAAAGGGGCAGUCUGUGAUAUGGUAUCUGGAGCUAUAACAUACCUGAUUCUAAACAAGCUACUAUUAGUAAUGAAUAUUUUGUAUCUCAUGCAGCAGAGUACAAACAUUUUUUGUGAUAUUACAACCUGAAAUGGCUCUGCUCAUAUAGAAAGUGGAAAAGACCAUUUAAUUGGGCCGUCCCAUGAAUGAAGUAUGUAUGGGGCGUCCUGUAGCGUAGUGCUUAAGGUACAUGACUGGGACAUGCAAGGUCGGUGGUUCUAAUCCCGGUGUACCCACAAUAAGAUCCACGCAGCCAUUGGGCCCAUGAGCAAGGCCCUUAACCCUGCAUUGCUCCAGGGGAGGAUUGUCUCCUGCUUAGCCUGAUCAACUGUACGUUGCUCUGGAUAAGAGUGUCUGCCAAAUGCCAAUAAUGUAAUGUAAUGUAUCAUUUAAAAAUAUUAUUACUGUGCAGGUCUAAAAUGUGUAUUACAACUAAUAAGAAUGUGUGCUUGAUUGUGUGUUGCUUACUUGGAGGAAUGUGUGAAUGUAAUAAAUCUCAUAAUC
This is a messenger RNA of Conger conger (European conger), 5411 nucleotides long. RefSeq names its product caspase recruitment domain-containing protein 11-like. The record is from RefSeq and is a predicted model, not a curated record. The transcript has 24 exons. Bases 159 to 3575 code for a protein of 1138 amino acids. NCBI's taxonomy places the organism in Eukaryota, Metazoa, Chordata, Actinopteri, Anguilliformes, Congridae. Gene Ontology annotation, biological process: regulation of apoptotic process. Gene Ontology annotation, molecular function: protein binding.